AUGGUGUCGGUUUUUCAUGCUGUCUUUCCUCAAGCAGGUGAGCGUGUCCCACUUACAGCACACUGACCCACACACCUGGGAUAGUUCACCCAAAAAUGAAAAAAUUAUCAGUCAUUAUUUAUACUCUCACGACAUUCCAAACCCAUAUGACCUUUCAUAAAAACUGUGGCGAAAAAGAUUAGUUGACAACCUUUUUUCCAUGACUAAGACAUCAGGAUGCAAUACCAUGAUGAAAAAAGUCUAAAAAUGUAGUUUAAAAUUUAAAAACUCUUUAUAUCCUAAAUAUCUAUAUUUUCUUAAAUAAAAAGAGAAAAAUACAUAGACUUUCAUAAAGUUUUCAUAUCGGGGUUGCCAGUCAAGAAAAAAUCUGCCAUCAAAACCUUCUCAGUGAUAAACUGUAAUAAUUCCUAACAUUGAUCUCAAUUAUAUAUUGUUUGUGAUUGUACUGUAGUUGCUGAAUAAAUGCAUUUAUGCUAUCUCUGUGCUGCAACACAAAGUCUUUUUUGUUGUUUUAAUUGAAAAACAUAAAUAUAAUUUAGAAUCGAUGGAUUUAAUAUGAAGAAUUUAAAUGUUUUUGCUUUUGAGAGAAGCUUUUGAGCUUUACAAGUUUUCAUAAUGUGGAGAUUGUUAAUUUAUAUGAUAUUUUAGGAAACUAGAUGAGGUAAAAUAAGUGUAUAAGAGUUAUUUGUGCUUAUAGGUGAAAGUGAUAACAAUAAUUCUGAUCAAAUUUCUCAGAUGAGGUAAUUACGAUAAUAACUGUGCAAAAUAAUUGUGAUUAUCUGUUUAACUAUUGUGCAGCAUGACUAAUAGUUUUCUUAGACUAAAAUUCCCAGACCUUUAGUCAAACAAAAACAGCACUGGUUGAAUAAACAUGUCAAAGACUAAAACGGACAUUUUACACAGGACUAAGACUAAAUUUUAAAACAACUGACAAAUUUAUCACUAUCAUAAAAUACAAAAAAAAAAUCACACAUUGAACAUAAAUAAGGAUCAGGAGAGUUUGGCUCCAUAACAAGAAAAAGCACUCUUCAGUUAUUCCAUAUAUAAAGGUAAUUUUUGUCCUUUUGUGUAGCUGUCUUAAGGAGAAAAAAAAAAACUAUUUUAGCAUUCUGCAAAAAAUAUCUUUUGUGUUUCAAGGAAGAAUGAAAUUUAUGUGGGUUUAGAAUGUCAUUGAAAGUGAGUAAAUGAUGACAGAUUUUCCUCCUCUCCUCUGUCUCUCUGUGUUCAGUAAUAUUGCGCAGCAGCUGUGACCUUUGCAGUAGCGUUAUUGUGUAUUUGUGCUGUGACUGCUUUAGAGCCGAUGUGUUGUGAAGAAUUCUCACCUCUGCAAGUACAAGUGUGAUCCGGUGUGUGUGUGUGUGUGUGGUGUUCGGCAGUAUUUGUAGUUGGACACAGGAGCAGACGCUGCGCGUGCAUGUGUGUUUGGGUGUUCAUUUACUGUUUAGUGUCCAGCCCUUUUUGCUUUCAGAGAGUCGUGUGUGAGAGCUGUCCCUCCGGACAGAACUGCUAAUGAUGGGACAGAUGUCACAUAGUGAUUGUUUGAGUGUAAAUAGAAGUGUAGUGUACUGUAGUAGUAUAUGCGCGCGUAUAGCAGUGCUCAGGUCAGACGGUAAGUGAAAACGCAAAGCAUCAUGAGGUCAGAGUGGGAUUCAGACUCUAAUGACUGCGACUGGGGCGACAGCGAGGAAGACGACAAUCAGCAAACUCUAAGGGAGGAUAUCAGAACAGCUAAUGUCAUCGCAGCAGAGUCUGUCACCUGCCUUGUGAUUGACAGAGACUCAUACAAACACCUGAUUGGAGGUCUUGAAGACGUAUCCAACAAAGGCGGUGAAGACGCAGAGGCAAAAGCAAAAUACGAGGCAGAGAAUGCAUUCUUCUCCAACAUAAACCUGUCUGACUUCAACAUCAUUGACACUCUUGGCGUUGGAGGAUUUGGCCGUGUUGAGCUGGUGCAGCUCAAGAGUGACGAGAUGAAGACAUUUGCGAUGAAGAUCCUAAAGAAACGUCACAUUGUGGACACGAGACAGCAGGAGCACAUCCGCUCGGAGAAACUGAUCAUGCAGGAGGCACAUUCAGACUUCAUAGUCAGACUCUAUAGGACGUUUAAGGACAGUAAGUACCUCUAUAUGCUAAUGGAGGCGUGUUUAGGUGGAGAACUGUGGACUAUUCUCAGAGACAGGGGAAACUUUGAUGAUUCAACUACACGCUUUUACACGGCAUGUGUGGUGGAGGCGUUCGCUUACCUGCAUUCCAAAGGCAUCAUAUACAGAGACCUCAAACCAGAGAACCUGAUCCUAGACCAUAGAGGCUACGCCAAACUGGUGGAUUUUGGCUUUGCUAAGAAGAUCGGCUUUGGGAAGAAGACGUGGACAUUCUGUGGUACACCAGAGUACGUGGCUCCAGAGAUCAUCCUGAAUAAAGGUCAUGACAUUUCUGCAGAUUACUGGUCCCUCGGCAUCCUCAUGUACGAGCUGCUGACCGGCAGUCCUCCUUUUUCAGGACCGGAUCCAAUGAAAACAUACAACAUCAUUCUUAGAGGCAUCGACAUGAUAGAAUUCCCUAAAAAAAUUACCAAAAAUGCUGCCAAUCUCAUCAAAAAGCUAUGCAGAGACACGCCAUCUGAAAGAUUAGGAAACUUGAAAAACGGCGUCAAAGACAUCCAGAAGCACAAAUGGUUUGAAGGGUUUAACUGGGACGGAUUGAGGAAGGGGACACUGACGCCCCCCAUCAUCCCUAAUUUAACAUCAUCCACGGACACCAGUAACUUUGAUAGCUUUCCUGAGGACAAUGAAGACCCACCGCCUGAUGAUAACUCAGGCUGGGACACAGACUUCUAAACAGGCUUAAGCACACGUGUCGUGCACACAGACACACAACACUGCUCACAUGGGACGUCUGCACUACUGGAUGGACGGGAGGAGAAAUGUGGGAAGAAGCGGAAGGAGAAGAGGUGGAUGAAAUGAAGUGACUCUAAAAGGACUGUCGAGACCCGGAUACAAAACAUGAAUCUCUUGCGUGAGCACGUGUCUGUGUGCGUGUUCACCACUGACCCAUGAUAACCACCUUUACUGUGAGCUGACUGAGGAGACAGUCCAUGUAGGGAAAAGCUUGUGACCUCAGCGAUUUGUUCUUCUCCCUGAUUGGCUGCAAACUCUUCAUUCACCGAUCCGUGUGCAGACUACUCGAAAGAAGACGCAGGAGUCCAGACAGACCUGAAUGUUGCUCUUAAAGUAAUACUCGUUCGUUAUAGCACAUGUACAUAAUAGCAUAGCAUCACUACCCUGUGAAACUCACACAUACGCCGGCGUUAUCUGUCACAUGCAUUACACUCUUCAAACACACAGACAUCAUACACACAGACAUCUUCUCGCCUCUCUUCGCUGUUUAUUUAUUGUCCUGGCGGACGGCCAUUACGGUUUAUGAUAUUCUGAGCCCAGCGCUGGUCUUCUCAAACUUCAUCCCAAGAAAUGAUGUGCCUCAAAUUCAUAGCUCCAUUAAUAGUGUACUGUAUUUAUUGUCUCAGAUUUAUAAGAAUUAGGAGAUAAGUACUGACCACUGUGAACGGCCAGAUUUGAAACAGGAACAGAGUGUCAUUAAAACAGGAACGGAUGUGGGAUUGGUUUUCCUUCUAUGGCCAUUCUUAAAUUGAAAUGCAGGUACAACAUAAUCCAGAGAUUCAGCUGUAUCAGAUCAUGAACAGUAUUAGUGCCUUAAAUCAACGGCAUUCUGCGACGUUCCUCUUGCUGCAUGUCAGAAUACGAUCCCUUCAGCCUGCUGCUGUCCAUCAGAUGCUGUCUGUCUAGUUGUUGUUUUUUUUACACAAUAAAGCAACUGUUUUAGACACUCCCUGUGUCCUCACAUGAUCUGCCACUGUCUUUUAUGGAUCUGAAAUGUUCAAAAUGUGAUUUUUCUUUUUUUAUUUAGGAAAUUAUUUCUUUUAAAAAUGUAAUUUAUUUCUGUGAUUCUGUUCAUUUUCAGCAUCUUUACUCCAGUCUUCGGUGUCACAUGAUCUUUCAGAAAACAUUCUAAUAUGCGGAUUUUUGCUGCUCAAGAAUAUAUUAUUAUUAUUAUAUUUAUUUGAAGUUUGACAACACUUGCUCAUUCAAAAUUCACCUUUUUUAUAGGUCAUGAGGGUUAGUAAAUUAUAUUACAUUUUUUGGGGUGAAGUGGUACUUUAAGGACAUAUAUUUCACUCCAAAAUCAAAAGAAUAAAUAUAAUCAAUUAAAUUCUGCAAAAAGAAAUUUAAGUCUAACUUUAGGUCCAAUAUAUAUAUAUAUAUAUAUAUAUUAUUUUUUUUUUUUUUGCAUUGUGACAUACAUUUUCAUAUGCCUAUGGACGUUUUAUUGUUUUAGUUUUGAUAUUUGUGUUUGUGAGUGUGUGUGUGUUUUAUGUUGAUGAUUCUCCACUGACACUAUACCAGUCAAAAGUUAAUUAAGAUUUUUAAUGUUUUUGAAAGUCUCUUAUGCUGACCAAGGCCAUAUUUAUUUGAUUUAAAAUGCUGUAAAACGGUAAUAUUGAGAAAUGUUAUUACAAUUUAAAAUAAAUGUUUUCUGUUUUAAUAUAAUCUAAAAUGCAAUUUACUCAUUUAAAUAUACGUUAUAUAUAAACUGAUUUGGUGGAAACAUUUUUAUAAUUAUCAAUGUUGAACAGUUGUACUACUUAAAAUAUUUGUGAAACCCGUGAC
Onychostoma macrolepis is the source of this 4685-nucleotide messenger RNA. RefSeq names its product protein kinase cGMP-dependent 1a (gene prkg1a). The transcript has 12 exons. The record is from RefSeq and is a predicted model, not a curated record. NCBI's taxonomy places the organism in Eukaryota, Metazoa, Chordata, Actinopteri, Cypriniformes, Cyprinidae. The coding region runs from base 1632 to 2837 and encodes 401 amino acids. Gene Ontology annotation, molecular function: cGMP-dependent protein kinase activity; ATP binding. Gene Ontology annotation, biological process: protein phosphorylation.